This is a messenger RNA of Colossoma macropomum (tambaqui), 1604 nucleotides long. RefSeq names its product vicilin-like seed storage protein At2g18540. NCBI's taxonomy places the organism in Eukaryota, Metazoa, Chordata, Actinopteri, Characiformes, Serrasalmidae. The coding region runs from base 369 to 1604 and encodes 411 amino acids. The transcript is spliced from 9 exons. The record is from RefSeq and is a predicted model, not a curated record.
UGAAAAAGUUCACAGCAGCAGGAUCACACUAAUGCACGUACGUUUGUAACUGUUAGUUACAGAUUUGAAGUAUAUGAAGUCAUAGUAUGUUUUUGCUGUUAUUAAUUGCGUGUAUAUAAAAAAAUGUUUAUUUAGGUCUAGGCUGAACAGAUCAGCAGAAAUCGAAUAGGAUAAUAGGCUGUUUGAUUGUAAACCACCACUAGUUUGGCGCUAACAUAACACUGAAGCGCUAACAGAAUUUAACAUUGUCUUAGCAGUGGAACUCACACUAACUAUAAAGUGAGAAUUUCUUCAUUGCAUACUGCUAUGUAAUGAAAUGUGUAGUCUGUGACCUUAUUUCCUAAAAUUUCUCAAAAUAAUCUCAGAAUAUGGAGCAGGAGAACGAUAAGGAGAUCAGGGCUCUGGAAGAGGCAGUGAGACUGCUUGAGGAGGAGAUUCAGGGAUUCAGAGAGAGAAAGAAAGAGCUGAAAAGAGAGCUGAAGACCCUGAAGAAGAAAAUAGCAGGAGUAGAGAUGGAGACUUCAAAAACCAGACAGACAAAGAAGGAAUGGAAGAGAGAGAUGGAAGCAAUGAAGGAGAGAAUGGUACAGGAAGAAAAACAGAGGGAGGAAGAGAGGACGGGACAAAGGGAGGUCAUCUGUAAAGAAAUUGUCAUUACUGUAGUGAAGGCAGACAGAGAAAUGGAAGAAAAGAAAGAAAAGCGUGAUGAUAAGAAGAUGGCUACAGUCAGUGAGAAGCAGGAAGUGAUAAAGGAGAGGAAGAGUGAAGGAGAGCUGCUUGAGGAAAUGGAGAAGCAGAGAGAGGAGGAACAGCUGAAAGAGAGGAGAGAGAGUCAGGAGGCAGUAGAAAACGGAAAAGAAGUUACGAUCGAGAUGGAGAACCUUCAGAUGGAGCCCGCAGCACCCAGCACAUCUAGAAAGAAUGUGGUGCAGAGAGUGCUGUCCAGUGUUCUAUCCAGUAUUCACUCUGGAGUUCAGUCCAUCAUGGAGUUCCGAAAAAAAUUCUCAGUUCAGGCUGUUCAAGAUAAGGAAGAAGAGCCUAAGGACAAGUCCCCACGUCGUCCAUUGGUGGCACUCGGAGCUCCGACUGGGGUCCUGACUAUACGCAUAAGAGGCUGCAGAGACUUCAAGAAAAACUCUCAAAUACAGAAAGACACUCAGUGUAUGGUGAGGAUCACUGUUGGGAGAAUCGUGAAGUGCUCCAGGCUGCAGCCCUUCAAAGACAACCUAACUUUCAAUGAAGUGAAACACUUCUCCAUACAGAUCCAAAAAGAAGAGGCUCUAGGGGUCCAGGAGUCCAGUUCAGUAAAGGUGGAUUUGAUCUCUUUUGAUGGAGAUUCAGCUGCCCCCAAACUCAUGGGCAGCACCACCAUCAAGCUGCAGGAAGUCCUUUAUCAGAAAUCAUCAGUUAGCCAGCAGAUUGAUUUGAGGCUUGGAGGCAAAAAAGUGUGCAAGUUGGAUGCAGACCUGACCUUUACAUAUGGGUCCUUUGGCUAUGGAUACUCUCACCAGAUGAAACAUCCUAAAAGGACAAUGGAGAAACUGGUGGAGGAGUCCCUCUUUCUCCGCUGCCCACCUCCUGAGGACAGAAGAGAGCCACACUAG